Messenger RNA from Clarias gariepinus (North African catfish), 5407 nucleotides. It is a transcript of the gene psd2, whose product is annotated as pleckstrin and Sec7 domain containing 2. Gene Ontology annotation, biological process: regulation of ARF protein signal transduction. Bases 208 to 2760 code for a protein of 850 amino acids. The record is from RefSeq and is a predicted model, not a curated record. Gene Ontology annotation, molecular function: phospholipid binding; guanyl-nucleotide exchange factor activity; protein binding. NCBI's taxonomy places the organism in Eukaryota, Metazoa, Chordata, Actinopteri, Siluriformes, Clariidae. The transcript is spliced from 15 exons.
GUAUUAUACUAGCGCGUCUCUCACACAGAGACAGUGGGACAGCUCUGGCUCGGAGAUCUGAGAAAGGGAGAACAUCUUUCUUAUAUCUUACACGUGAGGACGGAAUAUUCGCUGCAGAAUAGAGACACGUUUCAUCUGGUCGCAUUUUGCCGUUGUAACCUUUGAUACCUACCCGGAGUGCAAAUAACUGUGACUAAAGAGGCCACCAUGAGCCAGGAGGGGCAGGAUGACCCCCUCCACAUAGACACCCCACCUCCAAACACGCCACCAGAGCCACAGCCGGAUACAGACAGCCCUGAGAGUGUGAAAGUGGAAAAAACGAGAGAGGAGACUGGAAUCGAGGAGGAUGCUGCAGAGACAGAAACACUGUCAGAGGGAGCGAGGGGAGAUAAAAGAAACGGGGAUACACCGACGGUGGGAGCUGAGGAGGAGGAGAGGAGAAAAGAAGAAGAGCAGGUCGAAGAUAAGGCUGGGAGGAACGGGGAGACGGGACACAGUAAUGGAGAUAUCAUUGAUUGUGAAGACUGUGAUGGGCCCCUGCAUCAGUUAGAGGAUUCAGACAAACCACAACACACUGUAAGUUUGGAGAACGGUACCGGAGAGGACAGCGAAGGACAGGAAGAAGAGCAAGAACCAGGGCAGGGGAACCUGGACAAAUUUAGUUCCACCUUCGAGCUUUCAGUCGAAGAGGUAGACGCGGAGGUAGAAGGAGAAGAUGAGCCAUUGAACCAGGACAGCUUCAGCUCAGCGUUUGAGCGCAUCGUCGAGCAGGUCGGCGAGUCCGCGACGGUCGAGGAAGAGGAGGAGGAGGAGGAGGAGGAGGACGACGACGGAGAGGACGAGCGCGACCGGACUAAGGAGAGUCAGGACGGCUUCAGCUCUACGUUCGAGCGCAUCGUGGAGUCCGAGCUGCUGAGGGGUGGGACCUGCUACAGCAGCCUGGACUCGCUGGACGUGCUGUCUCUCACAGACGAGACGGACAGCUGCGUGAGCUUCGAGGCACCGCUCACACCACUCAUCCAGCAGAGAGCACUGGCGGGGCCUGAGCCCCCAGAGCUGGAGCUGGAGACAGUGCAGGAGAGUGCCGAGACACAGGAGGGGGAGGGAGAUGGGGAUGAAGCCGGAUCAGACAGUCCCCUCCACACCUCCAUCCCAGGCAGCAGGUCUGAAAACGUGCUGAGCCAGCCAACUCAGUGGAACAUUCCCAAUGGAUUCCACAAUGAUCUGGCAGGCAACAUACAAAAGACAGCAAUCCUCCCCAGCUCUGUCAGUGAUGCCAAUCUCACAGAUGGCCUAUGCGACUCAGACUCUGAACUGGGCAGCCUGGAGACCUUGGAGAGGGGCAGCACAGAUACCCUUGCCAACGGUUGCAGUGCCGACGCAGAGGCGGCCAAGCGACUGGCUAAGCGGCUGUUCUACCUGGAGGGCUUCAAACGCUGUGAUGUGGCACGACACCUGGGAAAAAACAAUGACUUCAGCCAGAUGGUGGCGUCAGAGUAUCUGAGCUUCUUCGACUUUACAGGGUUGUCCUUAGACAGGGCGCUAAGGAACUUCCUGAAGGCAUUUCCUCUAAUGGGAGAGACGCAGGAGCGAGAACGAGUCCUAGUGCACUUUUCCAAACGCUUCUGUCACUGUAACCCAGAAGCCCUCACCUCUGAAGAUGGAGCCCAUACACUGACAUGUGCUCUUAUGCUUCUGAAUACUGAUCUGCAUGGCCAUAACAUCGGGAAGAAGAUGUCCUGCCAGCAGUUCAUUAGCAAUCUGGAUGGUCUGAAUGACGGAAAGGAUUUCCCCAAAGAUUUACUAAAGGUGCUGUAUAAUUCCAUAAAGAAUGAAAAGCUGGAAUGGGCCAUUGAGGAAGAGGAAUUGAGGAAGAGUCUGUCCGAGCUGGUCGAGGAUCAGUGUGAUGCCGGGGGCAAGCGCAUCGUUAGGGUAACGGAUAGCAGUAAUCCUUUUAUUGCCAUCCCGCUUUUGCUUAAUGCUGCCACUUACAAACAUGGAAUCCUGACCCGAAAGAGCCACGCAGACAUGGACGGCAAACGCACCCCGAGAGGACGGCGAGGCUGGAAGAAAUUCUAUGCUGUGCUGAAGGGCAUGAUCCUCUACCUGCAGAAAGAUGAGUAUAAACCCGAUAAGGACUUGUCUGAAGUCGACCUGAAAAACGCAGUGCGUGUGCACCAUGCUUUGGCCACAAGAGCUUGCGACUACAGCAAGAAACCCAACGUUCUCAAGCUCAAAACGUCAGACUGGAGAGUCUUCCUCUUCCAGGCGCCGAGUGAGGAGGAAAUGAUGUCAUGGAUCUUCAGGAUCAAUUUGGUGGCUGCUCUGUUUUCGGCUCCUGCGUUUCCGGCUGCCAUAGGUUCCAUGAAAAAAUUCUGCAGACCUCUGCUACCGUCAUCCACGACUAGGCUCAACCAGGAAGAGCAACUGAAGUGUCACGAGAGCAAACUGAAGCAGAUCUCCUUAGAGGUAGAGGAACACAAAAGGAAUCCACCAGAGCUGACACCCAAGAGCAAAGAGUCAGAGGAGUACCGCAUUAAAGAGCACUACCUUACCUAUGAGAAAAGCCGCUAUGAGACGUACGUCAACCUCCUGCAAGCCAAGUUGCGCGUGGGGAGUGACGACCUGGAUAAAAUCGAGGCCAGCGUGUUCGGCGGCGACGCCAGGGACAGCCACAUGCGCAAAACCCAGUCCAGUCCUUCCAUCAGCCAUGCUCACGGACUCAACGGACGAGCCACUCACAAACACACCUCAGACUGAGCGAACAUUCACCGCAGGGUCCCCGAACUUUGUCCUUCGUCUCAGACCUAGUUGAGCGAGCAACUAACAUGAUGGUCUGCCACUUCGGAAAAAAGGAGAGACACGUGAACGUAGCAGUAAAUCAUCCGUAUAAUUUCAAAUGCACAGUAAAUUAGGAUUAUUGUAAGUAUUAUUAGUCUUAUUAUGAAGCAUUUUUAAUAACGUGCCAAAAAGGAAGUACAGACGUUAAAGGAGACCGAGACUGUAUUAGAGGAGUGUGUUUCCGUCACACGACUGCAGUCAGUUCUGACAGCACAUGGCAGUUUCCUGUGAUGGUCAAAGAGAUGCACUAUGAUCACAAGGCUGAUUUUACUGUGAUGUCUGGAGAAGGUUUACUGCAGCAUCAUGGGGCACCUUUCCUGAUGUCACUAUUAAACUGUGACAUCAUUAUGGUUUCUGAAGCGUAUUCGUUACAAGGCAGAGACAUAAAGUGAUGGCGUGAUGCCACAUUCCAACGUUGAAGCCAUUAACACACACUUAUGUUGACAUCUCAGUGUUUGACUAGUCCAUAUGUAGAAUUGGCUUCCUGACUGAUUUUUAUUUUUAUUUUAUUAUUUUUUUGCGUGACAUGUAGCAUUCGGCUUAUCCGCGAGGCCUUUUUCGAUGUCUCAGCCUCAGUAGCUGUUUUAAGGGCUCUGUCACAUGCUGAGGUGUUUGUUUAGAUUCAUACAGUAUGUGCUGUCUUGGCAGUAUGAUGCAAAUGUCCCUAUUAUUUAUUACGUCAUAUUUAUUUAUUGUAAAGUUUCUUUUCUGAGCCGUGACCGCGGACUCGGGCACUUGUAAUGUUGAAAGCAAUUUAUCUCAGUUGAUUCUAUAUACAUAUAUCUAUCUAUAUAUAUAUACAUAUAUAUAUAAAAUCUCAGUUCUUUUUUAAUGGAGCUGCCUGCUUGAGGUGGUAGAGAACCCAGUGUGAGGUUCUUGUUCACAAUAUCAUAAAAGAAGACAGGGUAUGUGAUGGAAAACAGGAUCAGAAAGACUUGCAACGUAUGUAUGUAUGUAUGUAUGUAUGUAUGUAUGUAUGUAUGAGCAUGUUUGUGUGUAACAGUAAAAGCAAGAGAGGUAAAGAAAACAGAUUGAAGGUGUGUGAAAGGAAUGCUGAAGUGUUUUAAUGUAAUCUCUGUCUAAUGCAUCUGCAGCAUAUGUAUGCUUAGCACAGACACGCGUUUGCUUAGCGCUUAAGGCUUUGGGAUACUGAUCAGAAGAUUGUGAGUUCAAAUUAUUACAUGGCAUCACAUCAGCACUGACGCUAUGCAGCAAGGGACUCAUUAAGUCGUUAAUUUCCAGUGAAAGCUGGCAAUUUCCAUUGAUGGGAAGCAAAGCAGACAUUAGUGGGACGAGGGGAAGGGCGAGCAAGGCAAAAAAAAAAAAAAGUUUAUGUAAAUGAGAACCAAAGCAAUUCGCUGACUACCAUUUGGUACUGAUUUGUGGUCAAAUGAGGGGUGUUUUUAAUACACGGUGUAGCUACUGUAGGUUGUUUAGAUAUCUUCGUGGACAUUACUCCAGCUCAAAGAAAAUCUGGUAUUUGGCAAUAAAACUAAGUUGAUUAAAAUAAUAAUAAGUUAAAUAAACAUCAUCAAACCACGAUUACAUGUAACUGCCCAGUGUAGAGCGGUUUCUGCAAUGCACAGCCAAAACAGCUGGCGCAAGCAUGAGAGAAGUCUUACUAAAGCUCUUCUUAUAUAUUUUAUCCAUGUAAAGUGAUAGAGUAAUUCCAUUUAUAGAUUCUUUCCCAAUUCAUGUGUUCUGUGAAUGCUGGUAACCCCGGGUACUUGCCUUCAUAAAAUAGUCCUCUAAUAAUUAAUUGAACACUUACAUUUACCAUUGAGUCUAGAAGUAAUGAAAAAAUAUUUUACAAAAGUGCAAGUUAUGCAUAACUGCCCCCAACAUCUGGCCCUUCAGUCUAUUUUUUCUGUUUUUGACCUGUCCGUGGUAAUCACACAUAUGCUACAUUUGAAGUUAAUAUAGAUUAUAAUUAAAAACACUUUAAGCUUCAGUUUUCCUUCAAGCGCUAUGUCAAAGUAUGAUGUUGAAGACGAAUUCUGUAUGCUUGAUAGUGACAGAGGAAUCAUCUUCUUGCAGUGGACCAAAAGAAGCCUUGCCAACAAACAUGACUAGAGCCUGAAGCAGCAGGACUGCAAAUUCAGACCAAGAUAUCUACUCGUACCUGUAUCAUGCACUGUAGCUCAUUGGACUAAGUGAUACAGUUCUGUUCAAAUGCAUUCUUAUGCUGUAAAUCAGCACCGUGAUCAUGGGAUGAGUGUUAUGUUUGCAGAAGAGGACUGCUAGUGGCACAACGUCUACGCUUAGCUCUUCAGCAGCGGCACAGUCGACCCCCCCAGUGUCUCCACCCAUGCCCAUGGUACGGACUUUGUGUGUUUGAGCAAGUGCAAGUAGAUUUUUCUAGUGCAGUUUUGACGCAUGAUGACAGUGUGAGUGAGAAAAUGAGCUUGUAGCUCUUGCACUGCUAUAUAUAUAAAAUAACAUAAAGAGCUGCAAUUUUAUACACUCCUUUAGUAACUGCUUUCAUAAAUUGACUUCCCUAUACUUGUCGCUUUGGCUGUUGUGCUAACUAUGAUUUUCCCCAAUGUUUAGGGUAGAACACAAAUGC